CCGUCCCUUCACGUGACUUUUUUGCUCAUAUGAUCUAGUUAGUGGGAAGGUGAAUAUUUCUUGUUUUUUCUCGUCGUUUUUGCGCUGAGCACCUGACAAGGACGGUUCAUUAGUCACAAGAUAGUAUCAGAUCAACAGGGCAAAAUGAAGACGAAUUUCAUCGGAGCUGUGGUUUUAUGUGCUGUGAUAUCACUGACACUUGGAUCAGAAUAUCAAUACUACGAUGACAACAACAAAACAUGUAUUGAGGUCAAGACAGAUGUAAAGUUUACCUUGACCAACGGGAAGGAAACAAUCGAGUUUGAUGGUACAAAUUUCACAGUGAAAAGUGGAGAUUGUGCUUCGCCUUCUGAAUCUGUCGCUACAUUGAUCUUAACUACAGUCAAAGAAGACUUACUGUCUCUAGAGUUUAAAACUAAUGCACAGAAAGAAGCUUCCAUGGGUGCAAUGUUUACAUUUUCUCCUGACGAGUACUUCCCAGAAACACCAGAAGCAACUGCCAUCAAUUUGAUAGAUACUGGAGACCAGAUCUUGGGAAAUAACACACAGUUGUUUCAGUGUAAUUCUAUUCAGACACUAACUCUGAAUGGAACACUAAAGGAUACAACAUAUACCAUGUACAUGGACAUGACCAACACCCAGAUACAGGCCUUUGAUAUAAAGAAUGGAAAGCUCAGCUCUGAUGUGUUUGUAUGUAGUGCUGACCAGAUGACAACAACGGCACAGAAUGUAUCAACAGAACAAGUCACCACAGCAACAAGUAGUGGCACCACUGAAGCAACAACAGCCACUACAAAUGUGACUGCUCAGACAACGCCUACCACACCAAAUGCCACGUCGGAAGCUCCUACCACGAACUCCACAAUGGAACCUACUACCAAGGCGAACACCACGGCGGAGGGUCCUACCACCGCUCCCACUACAGCCCCAACCACCGCGGCACCAACACCGAUGCCGCCGAAGUCCACCUACAAGGUGAUGGCAGGUGGUAAGACAUGUCUCAUUAUGGAGGGGAGCUUUCAAAUGAUGGUUACUAUAAAUAAAACGACCAUAAUUGUCGAUGUACCAUUGAGUAAUGAAGUUAAUGUCACAGGAAUAUGUGCCAGUAAAAAUGAAACAGAGUCCAGUAUUACCAUCACCCCCAAAUCAGGCCCACUCAAGUCAUUGACCUUUGACUUUAAGAUCAACAAGAACAAGGACAUGGCUGACAAAUCAGAGUUGGUGUCAAUGAGUGCAGAGGUCAUGGUCGACGGUAAAGUUGAACCAAUAUCAGCGAAUAAAACUCUACUAGUAUUGUCCAAUCCCAAGUUGUUUUACAAAUGUGAUGUUGGAAGUAAUUUCACGGCCGACAAAGUGAUCUUCAAAUAUGAACAACUGAAAGUUCAAGCUUUUAAUGUGGAAAAUGAAAAAUUUGCUGAAAAUGGAGAAGACUGUUCAGAAGAUGUGGGUCCUAUCCCUGCGCCCGGAAAUAUCCCAGUCAACACGUAUGCUGUGACAGAGGGAAACAAGACUUGUAUUGUAUUUAAAGGAUCAAUGAAGUUCGUAAUCCCUUAUGUUGCAAAAUCUGGGAAUGCCACAGAACCUGUGGGUCUGCCUGAAAAAUUCACAGUUUCCGGAAGCUGUAAUACUCUUUUGUAUGGAGAAGUGUCUCAGAAAAUGGAAGUAAAGUUCUACGAAGACUGGAUUUUAACCAUUCACUUUACUGAUAGUGACAAUAAAACAGACGUCCAGAACCAGUUGACAGCAGAUAGUUCCGAUAAGUACUACAUCUCUCAGAUUGAGUUGGAAUAUGAAUACAACAGCAACCUUUUUGUAAAAGCUGAUGAAAGCAUUCUGGGAAAAAAAGCUAAGUUUACUGCUGCCAACCUCACUCUAUGGGAAACAGGCAAAGGCAAGAGUUACAUGUGUAACAAAGAAUCUACUAUAAACCUCAGUAGUAAAGAUGGAUUUGAGCUGACUGUCAGUAAGGUUCAAUACCAGGCAUUCAAAAAAGGAAACUCAAAUGACUUUGGAGACGCUAGUGAGUGUGCAGCGGAUGAGGAGACAAAUAGCAUCGUACCAAUUGCAGUGGGAGCAGCCCUUGCUGGACUCGUCAUUAUCGUACUAAUUGCGUAUUUGAUUGGACGAAAGAGGAGCCGCGCGGGCUACGAGCAGGUCUAGAACUGAUAUUAUGUACACUAAUUCUCAAGACUUUCCAUGGACAAAUGAAUGUUUCUUUAAAAUCAUAAAUCCAAUCAGUGUUAAUUAAAGUAAUGACACCCAAAGUGGAGAAUAUGUUAAGCACUGUAUAGUCACUGAAAUCUGAUAUGUACCAUACUAGGGUGAGAUUUUACUGUAUAUUAUGCUAAUGCACAAUGAAAACAUUCCAUCAAUAGAAUAUAAUUAUUGGAUGUCAAAGUUGAAGGUUAAAUUAUUAAUUGAUUUCAUAUGAAUCUGUACAUAUUUGUCAAGAAAAAAGAAAAUUACAACAGAGAAUAACUAUGUUCACGCUUGAGUGAUUUGAAGAUAUUUUCUUAAGAAUUCUUUGACCUGGUUGCUUUCGUGGAUUAUUUAGCAGAAGUCAAGACUUUUUUUUUUUAAAUGAUGUAGACAUCAGGACAAUGGCAGGAUACUAAGUUAAUGUGAUACAAGGUACAAGGAUCAAAUCUCCAUUGAUUCACUUGCGUACCUUGUUCUUUUUGUUCAUAUAAAUGUCUUAUACAGCGUAUUGAUAUAUACAUGUAUUUGUGUGGAUGUGUGACUCCUUAUAUAAUGUUAAGCAAGAAAGUUGUAAGAGUCUGUUGUUUUGUGAAUUAAGCAAUACAAUUUUGUGAACAAAUAAAUGCUUUGGAUACUUCUCCAUUUAUCCAGCAACAAACACUGUUAAUUAUAAAUCAGUAGUGUAUUGGGUUAAUUAGCUUUGAUUUAGGUUUAAAGAUGUGCUUGUUUUAAGGCGGCAAGGCUCUUUUUGUGUGUGUGCUUGAGAGUUGUUGGAUGUUGUGAGCUACACAUAUAGUCGUAAUUUAAUCAUGUGAGAGAUUUCAUCUAGUUUUCAUGUUUGAUAUAUAGUCACUGUUUGAAUUUCUUUAACAACUUAAUUCUGUAAGCAAAUGAACUUGAUAGAAUUGCAUCUUUUCAUAAUGCUUGCAUGUUUAUUUCAGACAUACUGAAGAGUCUCCAGUUCUUUCGCAGAAUUAAAUUCUAGCUUACUCGCACAAAUAACGGUAAAUUAUUGGGUUUUUUUUGUUCAACUAUGUAUGAAUGGCGAGAAUCCAUUCACACAAUUAAAACAAAUAGUUCAGAUGAUGAACAGAACCUCAACAGCAUUAUACGAACGUUUAAGUAUAGCUUAGAGAAUUGGUAGAAUUUUUUGUAAAAAGCUUUUUUGUUGCUUAAAAUAUUACAAUAUUUGAAUUAAGAUAUUUUUACAUAGUUACAAUGUAUAUGUAAAAUUUCAAAUAAUACCUGGGACUGGUGCACCUGUUCUUGUUAGAUUUCAUUCAACUGUCAAUAAGUGCUAUACAUCAUCUUGUGGUUUUUCUAUUCUUUUCUCUGAUCGUUUUUGUAGAAAUUCUGAGCAAGUCAUUUGAAAUAAAAUAUUUUUGAUGAA
Messenger RNA from Magallana angulata, 3589 nucleotides. RefSeq names its product lysosome-associated membrane glycoprotein 1-like. The transcript is spliced from 11 exons. Gene Ontology annotation, cellular component: membrane. NCBI's taxonomy places the organism in Eukaryota, Metazoa, Mollusca, Bivalvia, Ostreida, Ostreidae. The record is from RefSeq and is a predicted model, not a curated record. Bases 145 to 2160 code for a protein of 671 amino acids.